Triticum aestivum (bread wheat) is the source of this 1275-nucleotide messenger RNA. Its product is annotated as BTB/POZ and MATH domain-containing protein 1-like. The record is from RefSeq and is a predicted model, not a curated record. Bases 1 to 1275 code for a protein of 424 amino acids. The transcript is spliced from 2 exons. Gene Ontology annotation, molecular function: protein binding. Gene Ontology annotation, biological process: protein ubiquitination. NCBI's taxonomy places the organism in Eukaryota, Viridiplantae, Streptophyta, Magnoliopsida, Poales, Poaceae.
AUGUGCAGUAGGCUUCGCCAUGAGCUGCGGUUUCAUCAGCCUGGAGAAGCUUCGUCGCCGUCGUCGUCAUCGCGUGCCGCCGCCCGAAGACCUCGGCGAGCACGGCCAGAAGCAACGUCCAAGUCCAACACAGCCCAUCCGAAAGUCACGUCCAAGUCCAACACAGUCCAAGUACAGUCAGUGGCAGAGCGUCCGAAAGUCACGUCGGCCAUUGUAGCCCAAGAAGAAAGGAGGACGCAUGUGAUCAAGAUCGAUGGGUACUCAAGGACCAAGGAGCUUCUUAGGAUUGAUGAGUUUACCACGUCUAUCCCUUUCAUGGUCGGAGAUCGUAACUGGGCUGUGAGGAUUUACCCAAACGGUUACAAGGCACCUGGUUACGUAUCUGUAUAUCUGAUUCUUGAUUCGGCUGAUGCCAAGGACGUGAAGGCGAAAUUCACCUUUAGCUUACUUGACAAGGGUGGAGAACCAGUGCCUUCAUGCAUCAAAACUGUGACGGAACAUAUCUUCCCAAGCAAAGGUUACGGUUAUGGUUUCCCAGAGUUUAUCAAGCAGGAGGAUUUGGAGCGAUCGGCGCAUCUAAGAGGCGACAGUUUCAGAAUCAGGUGCGAUGUCGCCGUGGUGAAGAUGAUCCGCAGCCAAGAGACGCACGCAAACGAGUUCGUUGUGGUUCCUCCAAGCGACUUGCAUCAGCAGCUCGGUGGCCUCCUGAGAAGCAAUGAUGGAGCAGACGUGACCUUUCGAGUCGGUGGCGAUAUAUUCUCGGCUCAUAGGUCCGUGCUCGCCGCUCGCUCACCGGUCUUCAAGGCGGAGCUCUUUGGAGACAUGAGGGAGAAAGCCGGUGACCCUAUCGAAAUUGAUGAUAUAGAAGCUGAUGUGUUCAACUCCUUGCUCCAUUUCAUCUACACGGACUCACUCCCUGAGAGCACUAAUGAAGGUGCAACACAAGACGAUGUAGUGACAGCUAGCCAUCUACUAGUAGCGGCGGACAGGUACGGCAUCGAGAGGCUGAAACUGAUAUGCGAGGAGAAACUGUGCAAUAAUAUUGACUGCAACAUGGUUGCAACUAGUUUGGCUUUGGCCGAGCAGCACAGUUGCGAUGGGCUCAAGGAGGCUUGCUUUGAGUUCCUUGCCUCUCCGUCCAAUCUGGAGAUGGUGAUCACAAGUGAUGGUUACCAACAUCUGAAAAGCAGUUGCCCAUCUGUUCUCAAAGAGCUGAUUGCUAGACUGUUGCCUGCUGAGCUGACAGCAGCCAGGGAUAUUAUCAGGUCAAUGUAA